AUGGGACUAAAGAAUAUGAGUUUGAUCCUAGGAUUUCUAGGGUUUGUUUUUCUGCAAGGUUUGCUCGUUUGCACUGCUUAUAAUGUCCACCACUACAGUUUUAUUGUGAAAAACACAUUUUUUGAAAGGCUUUGUAGCAACAAGACAAUGCUUACCAUAAAUGACAGCUUCCCUGGACCAACAAUUCUUGUCCACAAAGGCGAUAGAGCUUAUGUUAAUGUCCACAAUGAAGCAAGUUAUGGUGUCACUAUUCACUGGCAUGGAGUGAAACAACCAAAAAAUCCAUGGUCAGAUGGUCCUGAGAACAUUACACAAUGUCCCAUCAAACCAGGAAAAAUUUUUACUUAUGAGGUCAUAUUUUCAGAUGAAGAAGGAACUUUGUGGUGGCAUGCACAUAGUGAUUGGACACGAGCCACAGUCCAUGGUGCCAUUGUAAUUUUACCUGAGGCCAAAACCACUUAUCCAUUUCCCAAGCCUGUUGCAGAACAAGUACUCAUACUUGGGGAAUGGUUCAAGGGAGAUGUGAAAGAGAUAAAAGAUAAUGCCACAGCUACCGGCAGUGAUCCAACACUAUCAGAUGCUUACACUAUCAAUGGACAACCAGGAUUUCCAAACAAUUGUUCUAAUGGUGCUUCAUAUAAACUUACAGUUGAGCAUGGAAAAACAUAUCUUCUACGUCUAGUAAGCGCUGUGAUGAAUGAAGAAAUGUUCUUUGGAAUCGCCAAACACAAUUUCACAGUUGUGGCGCAUGAUGGUGCAUACAUAAAGCCCAUAACCACAAGUUACAUCAUGAUAACCCCAGGACAAACAAUGGAUAUUUUGGUCACAGCAAACCAGUCUCCAAGUCACUAUUACAUAGCUGCUACUCCUUUCUCUGACUCCAAUGCUGCAUUUGAUAGUACCAAUACUUCAGCUAUUCUUCAGUACACAGGCAAUUAUACACUUCCAUCCUCUAUUCCCUAUCCGACCCUUCCUAAUGUCACAGACCAGAAUGCUGCAGACAACUUCACAAUUCGCAUAAGAUCUUUGGCAAGUGCUGAACACCCAAUUAAUGUGCCCAAAAAUAUCACCACACGAAUUUUUAUCGCAGUUUCCGUAAACCAAAUACUUUGUGCUAAUGCGUCGUGUGGGGGUCCAGGUGGUAAUAGCAGGCUAGCUGCAAGCUUAAAUAACGUAAGUUUUGUGACCCCAUCCAUUGAUAUACUACAAGCAUACUACAGGAGCUUGACAGGCGUUUUCGGAAGUGAUUUCCCGAAUCAGCCACCCUCUGUUUUUAACUUCACAGGAGAUGUGGGUAAUAAUACGUUAUACCCAACCCAAGGAACAAAGGCAAGGUUGAUAAAUUAUGGGGAAGCAGUGGAAAUAGUGUUCCAGGGGACAAACGUUGGGAAUGCAGAGAAUCACCCAUUGCAUUUACAUGGUUUUAGCUUCUAUUUGGUUGGGACAGGUUAUGGAAAUUUCAAUGCUACCUCUUCCCCAAGUACUUACAAUCUGAAUGAUCCACCAGAAGUUAACACCUUUGGAGUUCCUAAGAAUGGAUGGGCCACGAUUAGAUUUUUUGCUAAUAAUCCAGGGGUGUGGUUUAUGCACUGUCAUUUGGAAAGGCAUGCAAGCUGGGGUAUGGACACUGUCCUCAUUGUGAAGAAUGGAACCACCGUGGAAACAAGCAUUCUGCCACCUCCAACUAAUUUGCCUACUUGUUCAUAA
Messenger RNA from Quercus lobata, 1707 nucleotides. Its product is annotated as laccase-14-like. The transcript is spliced from 7 exons. Lineage: Eukaryota; Viridiplantae; Streptophyta; Magnoliopsida; Fagales; Fagaceae. Gene Ontology annotation, molecular function: copper ion binding; hydroquinone:oxygen oxidoreductase activity. Gene Ontology annotation, cellular component: apoplast. The coding region runs from base 1 to 1707 and encodes 568 amino acids. Gene Ontology annotation, biological process: lignin catabolic process. The record is from RefSeq and is a predicted model, not a curated record.